CUGGAAUGUUGGCGAAGGAUGGUGACAUGGGCCAGUCGACCAAAGGACAGAAUGGGCGACCGCACCAGCAACCGCGAAGGCAAAGUCCGUCUGGAGCCUGGAUUCAGCCAAGUGCACUGGAUGAUGCUGACCCAGCGCUCGAAAGACAUGACUGGAGGCCACGGCGUUCGGCGCAACAUUCCCCGAGAAGAAAUAGCCCAGCACAACACGGAACAAGAUUGCUGGACUAUCUUGGAUGGGAAAGUGUACAACUUGACUCCGUAUUUGCGCUACCACCCUGGCGGGAUCGGCAAGCUCAUGCUGUCUGCGGGCGGGGACUGCACAACGCUCUUCAAUGAGAGCCACGCGUGGGUCAACGGUCACGGCAUGCUCGAGAAAUGCUUUUUGGGCACGGUGGAAGCUACCCCAAGCACAACCGCGGCAUCGAAAGACUCGACCGUCCUUCUCAGUUCCGUGGAGUACCGGCCGCUGCGCCUCCUGGCAGUUCGCGACGUGAGUGCCAUGACCAAAUUGUUUCAGUUUGAACUACCUCGCAACAAGACCCUGGGCUUAACGAUGCCAGGACAACACGUGAAGUUUCGUGUGACGAUCCAAGGCAAGUUUUACGAGCGUGCGUUCACGCCAGUGUCCCCGAUCACCCAAAAGCACACUGUCGACUUUCUCAUCAAAGUCUACCCGGAUGGAAUCGUGACGUCGCAUUUAGCUGCGUUGCCUGUGGGCAGCGACGUGGCCAUGAUUGGGCCGCAAGGGUCGUUUGGGUACACUGGCGUCGGCGAGGUGACUGUGUCUCCGUCGGUGACCCACCCAGCGACAGAUAUAGCGAUGGUGGCCGCCGGGAGUGGCAUCACCCCCAUGCUGGCUGUGAUCAAGGCGGUCCUGCAAGGGAGGGUGUUCGACGCGACCAAGCUCACGUUGAUCUACUGCAAUCGGUCGCGAGACCACGUGAUUGCCAAGGCAUCACUUGCGCCGCUGCACAGCAUGUUCCCGACGCGCUUUCGCUGGCUCAACGUCUUGACGACGCACGACGAAAAUGCCAAGGAAGAUCCCGACGUGAAGCCAUUCUGCAUCGGGCGGCUCUCCCGCGACAUCCUCGAGGAGCACUUGCCGCCCCCGUCGGAUCAAGUAUUUGUCCUCCAUUGCGGCACGCCAUCGUUUGAUGAGUUCGUCGCGAGUGAGCUGCGCGCGCUUGGAUAUCCCUUGAUUCACCAGUUCUAGACUGGUGGUCGUUCCAUGAACAUGCUGAAAACCAGCUACGGGCUUCUCACAUGAUGGUCAAGGGGUGCACGGGGAACGGAUUUGUCAGGGGUUUGAUGUCCUAUUUUGAAGCGAGUUGGGUCCAUCAUGAUCUGCAUGAAGACUCUUCCCGUAAGUGGAGGACGAAGGACUGUAUCGUCGCGGUGGCGUUCUCCAUGGCAUGGCCUCUUCCAGAAUUUGAGGAAUGAUUUGAUUGGACAUGAGACACAUUCGUGAGGCUCUCUGAUUGGAUGAUUGGGGGUAAACCUCUAAGAGUUGAUCUCCGACUGAUAUAUACAGUUAUGCAGUGUACCAUCGAAACACUGCGGGUGGGC
Messenger RNA from Aphanomyces invadans, 1568 nucleotides. RefSeq lists its product as hypothetical. The transcript is spliced from 5 exons. The record is from RefSeq and is a predicted model, not a curated record. NCBI's taxonomy places the organism in Eukaryota, Oomycota, Saprolegniomycetes, Saprolegniales, Verrucalvaceae. The coding region runs from base 19 to 1215 and encodes 398 amino acids. Gene Ontology annotation, molecular function: heme binding; oxidoreductase activity; FAD binding.